AAACUAUAAAUAUAACUCCAAUGUAUUAUGCCGUUUAGAAUUUUUCACUAGUAUGACGAUUAAACAACCAAUAUUGUUUAACAUUAUUUCCAUAAAAUAUAGGCACAUUUAAAAAUCUACAAUUACGAGAUUCAGAAAGCAUUUCUUGUACGAGAAUAUGCGAUUACGUUUUUCUUCAUCGCUUGUUUUAAUUUGUUAAUUAUUUGGAAAAACUAUAGUUUUAUUUUGUUCUACCAUCCGACUAUAAAUUAAACACAGAGAACGAAAGAAAUAACCUGCAGCAGUCAGGCUUUCAGAUACAGACACGAUUAAUUCAGCGGAGGGAUGGUCCGCCAUUUUCCCGAGAAACGCUUUGGCUCCGCCCAAAUGGGGUGAGCUCCAAGCGCAAAGGGACGAACAUCGGUUUUAAAUAGGUCUCCUUCGCCGAUUGACGAUCAGUCAGUCGUUGGAACUCGGUCGCCGCAAACCGGGCAGACCUGCAAUAGGAAAUAAACAACCUCACUCGAAAUUAUUCACUUGGAAAUUAUUUUGUUUUAAUGUUUUCCCAUAAUAUUGCGAUUAAUACGACUUACCAAUCAACCGUAAUACUGUUAUUAUUAUGAACCAUUCGAUGGCGCCGACACCGGACAUGCACAACAUUUACGGUUUUCACCAUCAUCACCAGCAACAGCAACAGCACCAGCAACAAUCACCCGAUUUGCUCAGAAGUGGAGGUCACGUUGUGACCACUAAAGCCGAUUCUUCAUCCUCGUCGCCGUCACUCUGUUAUAAUAAGACUUCGACUUUCACCCAAGAUUUCAUGUUGACCAAUGACUCGUGUCAAACGCAGCAGCAACAGGACGACGACAGUUGCAGUGACGGAGAAGAUUCGAGCCAACCCAGCUGCACUUACCGCUCUGUCCACCACAGUUUCGUGGGGACUUCGAUAAGACAAGGCGCUGACUUGUCGUCGGCCGGUUCGAUGGGUCGGCACAAUAUGGUGGCGGCGGCAGCGGCAGCGGCGGCGGACGGUUACUACGGUGCGGGUAGCGGUAACCACGGUAAUGGGAACGCGGGACAUCAUCACCACCACCAUCAUCAUGGUCACCACCAUCAUCACCAUCAUAACGGCAACGGAAACGGUCAUAAUCAUCAUCAUCAUCAUCACAACGCCCCGGCAGGAAUGGCGGUGGCGGCGAUUGUGGAUGCACAAGGCGCGGGCGCCGUUGGAGGUGGAGGCGGUGGAGGUGGCGGGUACAGGGUGCAGAGGCAAGCGGCCAACAUACGGGAACGUAGACGAAUGUUGAGGUCAGACCUGGCGCCGACUCGGGCAGCGGAUAGGCCCACGCCGGUCAAAAUCAGCAUCAACUCGGCGUUCGACGAGCUCCGCGGUCAUGUGCCCACGUUCCCGUACGAGAAGCGACUCAGCAAGAUCGACACUCUCCGUCUGGCGAUCGCUUACAUUGCGCUGUUGCGCGAAGUUCUGUCGGCCGACUGCGACCCGCUCACUUAUGUCCAGCGGUGUCUGAGCGGCGAGCGGACGCCCGAACGCGCCGAAUGGAACACCAGUGAUCUAACAGCCAGACUUUCGUGGAUCAACUGGGAGAACUUGGGCGUGAAUCCCAACAGACGAGGCGUCUUGACGUCUUAUUCGAUUCCUGACAACAUAAACAACUAAACUAAUGUGCAGUGUGGUUGCGGGUUAGGUCGGUGAAACCUAUAUCCGUUGUAUAUAAUAAUGUAAUAUGUAUAUUAUUUUCGUUUUAGGAAUUUUAUUCAUUGUUAAUAUUAUUUAAUUAUAUUCAUUGAUGCAUUAUUAGUUCUAAUAGGGAAUUGUGCAAUAAUAGUACUUUCUUAAAACAAAAAAAAAGGAGACUACAUGUCGCAGACGUUUUGAUCCUUAUUACUUACCUACGUGAUUAUACGUUUAAUGAAAACCUAAUGAUAUUUAAGAGAAUUCUAUAUCGACAGUUUAUAAGGAGUUCAGUAUAGGCAAUAAUCUAAGUGUCGUAAAAUAAAUUGUUAACCCGAGGUACCAAAAAUGAUGAAUGAUGUUUUUGGUGGUUAGCGACAGUUGUUAUGACUUAUGACGUAUUACUAUUGCAAAUACAUAAUAACUAAUAAAUAAAUGUUUGAAAAUGUCA
This is a messenger RNA of Acyrthosiphon pisum (pea aphid), 2123 nucleotides long. RefSeq names its product MOB kinase activator-like 2. NCBI's taxonomy places the organism in Eukaryota, Metazoa, Arthropoda, Insecta, Hemiptera, Aphididae. Gene Ontology annotation, biological process: developmental process; regulation of transcription by RNA polymerase II. Gene Ontology annotation, molecular function: RNA polymerase II transcription regulatory region sequence-specific DNA binding; protein dimerization activity; DNA-binding transcription factor activity, RNA polymerase II-specific. The coding region runs from base 599 to 1657 and encodes 352 amino acids. The record is from RefSeq and is a predicted model, not a curated record. The transcript is spliced from 5 exons.